UACGCACCCCCAACAUUUAUUUACCAACAGUGGCCCCGCCGGACUUUGCUUGAAUAAUCUUAUCAGAGGAAAGAUACUCGCGUUUUGCUAAUCAUCCAAGCACGGAGCAGAUCGGCGGAAAACAAAUUUUCAGUCAAUACGUGAGGGUCCAAGUGUCACCACAGUUUAUUUUUGAUAAGUGAGUCGCAGGAAAAUGCCGGCUGUGUCAGGAAAAGUCAAUCCAGAUCUAUUGAAAGAGCGAUCUAAUUGCACCUUCAACGUUGAGGAGUUUGCAGUUUGGUGGAAUGGUGGCCCGGAAAAGCUAAAGGAAAAACGGGAAAUUGAAAAAGUUCUCCUAGAAGAUGAAAAAGAAGAUGAUGAUGUGCCCAUAUCAUAUCUCUCCCACAAAGAACUAUACGAAGCGAGUACGAAAAAGUCAGCUCGGCUCUACAUCAAACUUCGUCGGAGGUUACCAAAAAUCGAACUGAAAUAUGGAAACUAUGCUGAAUCCUUGGGAGCUCUACGAAAAGUUGUAAAUUUGAUGCGUGGUGCAAGUGCCGUGAGUGAGGGCUAUCCUUUCGGGGUGCAUUUUUCCAUGUUCCUGCCAACUAUAUUGUCACAAGGCACUGUGGAGCAACAAAAGAAAUGGGCACUAAAGGCUCUCAACCUUGACAUCAUCGGAACAUACGCUCAAACCGAAUUGGGUCAUGGGACGUUUAUACGAGGACUUGAAACAAGGGCUGAUUUCGACCCAAGAAAGAAUGAGUUUAUUCUAAGCAGUCCCACAAGAUCAUCAUAUAAAUGGUGGCCAGGUGGAUUGGGGCAUACAGUGAAUCAUGUCAUUGUUCUUGCUCAGCUGUACACCAGAGGCGUUCACCGUGGAUUGCAUCCAUUCAUUGUACAAGUGCGGGACUUAGAAACCCAUAAGCCUAUGCCAGGAGUUAUUAUUGGAGAAAUCGGACCUAAAAUUGGAAUGAAAGCUGUAAAUAAUGGUUUCUUGGGCUUCAAAAACGUUAGAAUUCCACUUGAAAAUAUGCUUGCUAAAAAUGCUCAAGUUGGCGCUGGAGGAGUGUUUACCAAAUCACCGGCGUCAGUAUUGACCUAUGGUACCAUGGUUUUCGUUCGCGUCCUCAUCGUAAGAGACGCUGCAAAUCAGUUAUCCAGCGCGGUCACAAUAGCCACUCGUUACUCCGCCGUUCGAAGACAAAGUCCAAUUGAUCCUAACAAGCCUGAACCUCAGAUCAUCGACCAUGUAACCCAACAAUUGAAACUAUUUCCAAAUAUUUCUAAAGCAAUUCUCUUCAAUAUUGUUGCUGAUAAGGUAUGGAAUAUUUAUAAUGAGGUUACAGAGGAGCUCGGAAGAGGUCAACUGGAUCGUCUUCCUGAACUACAUGGUUUAAGCUGUGGUCUGAAAGCUGUUUGUAGUGCGGACGCUGCAGCAGGGGUGGAAGUAUGCAGACUAUCUUGUGGGGGUCAUGGAUACAUGACUUCUUCCAAUUUCCCAUCAUUAUAUGGAUUUGCCACCGCAGCUUGCACAUAUGAAGGUGAAAAUACGGUUAUGUUGCUUCAAACGGCCAGAUACUUAAUGAAGGUGUGGAGAAUGGCUUUGGACGGCAAAAAGCUUAUGCCGACCGUUGACUAUUUGACUAAAUAUGUAAGAACGAAUCCCAGGCCUAGCAAGUGGGAUAAUUCACUUCUGGGAAUGAUCGACGCAUUGGAAUGCGCUGCUGCAAAUAAAGUUCGAAUAGCUUUCGAUAGUGUGGAGAAACGAAAAGCAGCUGGAAUGGGACCGGAAGAAGCGGCAAAUAUGACAGGAAUUGAGUUGACUCAAGCUGCUGUGCUUCAUACCCGCGCUUAUAUGGUGCGAACAGGAUACGAAGAAGUAAAACGAAUUACUGCCACCCUUUCGCCAGCCAUUGCGACUGUUCUGAAUCAGGUCUUCGAGUUAUUUGCAAUUGAUACUUUCUUCACUUGCAUGGGUGAUCUGCUGAGGUUCUCCGGCCUAACACAUACUGACUUGGAUGGUUUGCAAAAGAAACUCGAGAGUCUACUAUCAAAGAUACGAGUAAAUGCUGUGGGUAUUGUCGACGGUUUCGACAUCCCAGAUUGCGUUUUGAAAUCCACUUUAGGAGCAUAUGAUGGAAAUGUGUACGAACGCAUGUUUGCUGAAGCCCAAAAAAGUCCACUUAACAAAGAUCCUGUGAAUGAAAGUUUUCAUUUAUAUUUGAAACCACUGAUGAAAUCAAACUUGUAAGGCGGUAGUAUUUUUGCGUUUGGGGGUGUGUUGCUUAAUACUUGCUAGUUUUUAUCUUAGACUUCAUUUUUUCGUAUCUAAAGAGGGUUGGCAUUUAUGAAUAUUUGUUAAUAAAUAUAUUGUUAAUAAAAGUUAAUUCAGAUAA
Molecule: messenger RNA, 2378 nt
Organism: Hermetia illucens (black soldier fly)
Lineage: Eukaryota; Metazoa; Arthropoda; Insecta; Diptera; Stratiomyidae
Product: probable peroxisomal acyl-coenzyme A oxidase 1
Exons: 8
Coding region: 194-2233 (679 amino acids)
Biological process (GO): lipid homeostasis; fatty acid beta-oxidation using acyl-CoA oxidase
Cellular component (GO): peroxisome
Molecular function (GO): fatty acid binding; FAD binding; acyl-CoA oxidase activity
Source: RefSeq, a predicted model, not a curated record